AAUGGUUAUGUCAUCAUCAGUCUUUCACGUCAGUGCGUUUGCAAAAUAACCUGAACAGACUUUUAGUUAAAUCCCAAGUAAAUGUUGAUAAUGUGCAAAGGAUGAUUGAAUCAAUGCAGUUCAACUACACUACAAGCAGGAAGUCUGAAGGAUUCUUUGCCAGGGGAUGGAAGAAAGUUAUUUGUAGUCCUGGUAAACAUCAGAGACCAGGAUGGCUUUGUUGUGAAAUGGGUCUUUUGGUAGAGGUCUGCAUCUCCUACUUGUCCACAGAUGUAGUUAGUUAGUAGAACAACAAAAGCCAUGGUUUCAUUGACAAGCCAAAGUCAGGACAAAGAUGUGGCUAUGAUGAUUCAGUUGCACCAGAAGCUUGCCCCAGCCACCUGAGGUCAUGUGGCCAACUGUUCCUCACCCAUAUGUCGCUGCUUUAGAAAGGGUGGAAGUCAGUGCAACUGGCUCGUGAUUAUCUGCAGUACCAAUCCAGAGUUGCACGGCUGUGCAGUUGUGGUAUGAAGAUAAGAAACUGUUUGGGGUAUAGAUUUAGGUGGCGAAGUGAGUAACUGCAGCAGUGAACUGAUGAUACUGGCUCAUUCGUGUUGUCAGUGCACUGUCCAGACAUCUGUAUUUUGUCCUGCACAACUCAAUACAAUACACCACUGAGUAAAAAUGAGCAAGAUAAGAGAGUAGGGUGAAAUUACCCCUUGUCAUAUUAAUCCCACGUCAGUAAACCAGUGUAUUUGCAGAAACAAAACUUUAUUUGGAACCUGUUUGGCUCUCAUGCUGCUCAGAUUCUCAUUUUAUUUUUAAAUCAGUCUCAAGUGACGUUUGUAUUCCUCUCCUUUUUUGAGUAUUCCCUGCUUCUGAAGCAACUUGCAGUUGAAAUUCUUGUUUCAAACCACAAACAACAAUGUUCCAACUGGGAGAAACUCAACUUCAAAUGCUUGUGGUCCUGAAGAUCUGGACAAAUGUGGCACUCCUUGUUCCGUUCAUUGAAUUCAGAAGAAGGAAAUUCUCCAGAACAGGAAAAUGUGUCAGGACUAAGACCACAAAAAAGGCCAGAGGGGAAUAUCGGUCUUCUUUAUUGAAAACAAUGAUGUGAUUCUGGACAAUAAGGUUGUUUGAUUGAAGAUGACUGAAAAAAAUACAACUCACUUCAGGGAAAUACCUUCAGAGACGUCAGUCGGAGAGUAUUUAAUUAUGUGAAAAACAUAUGCAUGGAUUAACAGAAUACCAGUGAAAAAACAUACAGACAUACAAAAAAAUUGCUGGACCCACUUUUUAAGUGACUAUUGAGUUAACAAAGUAAGGUUUCAUGAAGCCAGGCAAUAGUGAUAUCACUUCCUGUCCACUAUGAUUUUAUGCUAGCACUUCCUGUUUUGAUCCUCGCCUCCUUAGCUUGACACCUGGCUACCUGACUGUCUGCAGCAUUGCUGAAUUCCAUGCACCUGAUGACCAAUGCGAGAUUGCCAUUGUUGUCAUUCUGAACAUCGAAAAUCGUCUUAUCUGCCCUUUGUCUUUAUGUGUCUCUUGACCUCAGUGGAUUGCUUUCACCCCCUUUUCUCUUGUUUUUUCCCCCUCUACUUCUGUAUGUAUUUGGUUUUCACCUGUGCAUGUAUUUUUUGGUGCUUUCAGAGACAAACAUCCCAUGCAGUUUCUCCCUCAGGAUAUUCACUUCCCCAACACGUUGCUACAGAAUAUAAGACAUUUUUAAACAUGUGCACUUUAAAGAGAAGCCACUCUAAGAAUAGAAAAAUGCAUCAGUCAUUUCAAAUAGUUGGUCCACAUGCUAUCAGGUAAAGUAUUGAAUGACAUGUCCGUUCCUCGGCUGCUGCGUGUGGGCAGUAUUUGGUCCAAACACAUGGACAAUCUAAUAAAGUUGGGGCGACUGAGGCAGCCUGAGCGAGGAACAAUUUCUGAACAUCCAUUGUUUAUUUACCAGUCAAGGUUUGUUAUGUUCCGGAAAGGAAACACUGCAGUACUGAUCAACUAUACUAUCAUUACCACUUGCAUGUAGAACCUUUGUGGCAUCAUUUGGGAAUCAAAGCUGUUUUUAAUCUUAAUAGUUUCAUGUGCGACAUGUUUAUUUACACAACAGUAAACAUGCUGUAACAAAGGCAGAAUAAGUGUAUAUUUAACAGAAGACUGAGGGAUCAAGUUUGCUGGGUCUUUGUCUCCUACAGUGUAAAUACAUGUGGUUAACCGCAGGAAUUCCAGCCCCGGUAAAAGAGACGGGUUCACAUGUACUGUCCUCUCAUCAGUUCUGUGACACUCAAAAAUACAAGCAACACACUCAUUCCAAAAUGGCCAUGUCGUACUUCAAAACAGGACUGUAUUUUGCCAGGACUAUUAUUUCUAUACUCGAGGGUUAAACUACACAGAGCUAGUAAUGUCUCCCUGGACUCAUUUGUGGACUUAUAGAUGGACAACAUGUUCAUAUGCUGUAUACAUAAUGAAACCACAGUAUCAUAAUGCACUUGAGUCAAUGGGACCAUACCGACUCUGCUUCUUUGGAUUCAAGGGUUAGGACUCCCCUGAUGCCUUAGUUGCAGGACAACACGCAAGUAUAACCUAGAGAGGUACUUUUUGAAAAUUCCCUGCUUCUACAGCAAUGUUGAAAUUCUUGUUUCAAACCACAAGUAACACUUUUCCCACAGAGACUAAGUGAACUCUGCAUGCUUGUCCGUAAAAUCUGUACAAAUGUGGCACUCCCUGUUCGGUUCAUUGAAUUCAAGAGAGGGAUUUUCUCCGAAACAGGAAAAAGCGUCAGAACCAAGACCACAAAAACGGGUCAGAGGGGAAUAUCAGUCGUAUUUAUUUAAACUUUGAUGUGAUUCUGGACACUCAGAAGCUCCGCCUAUAGGAGACUGAAAAAGUACAACACGCUUCAGGAUCUGAUCGAAAUCCAAAGCAUGUGGAGAGCUUCAGCCCGUGUUUUCCGUUGCUGAUGCUCACUGAAGUGGAUGAGACUUUCUUCCAGAGAGGAUCAGACCUCAGAGGAGCUCAGGGAUUUACAGUAACCCCCCCUCCCUCCUCUCUCCUCCCUCCUCCCCGUCACUGUCGUCCGGGCUCUAUAUAAGUGGAUGGCAGACUCGUGCUUCAGUCUGACCGAGGGAGUAAAUACAGACUUGUUGGCCAUCAUGACCCCAGCCGUGACCCCUGACUGGAGACCCAACACAAGUCACCGACGGUUUCUUUUAAAGCAGCAUCUACAGGAUGAUUGACAACGGCUCAUCCUAAACCCAGGAUGCCUAUGGUGACGGUGGGCGGGGCAUCCUCCUCCCAGCAUGCAGCACCUGUGGCCCUCACUUGCGUGUGGUUACUGCUGUUCAUGCAGGGAGCCCGCACUGAGAAACCUGCCAAGCUCCCUCUGCUGGGGCGGAAGCCCUUCAUCGCGGCCUGGAACGCCCCACUUGACAUGUGCACCAUCAAGUACAACGUCACUGCGAACCUCGACCACCUCUUCCACAUCCAAGGAAGUCCCAGAGCCAGCAGGACAGGCCAAAAUGUCACUAUCUUCUACGCCAACCGAUUGGGUUACUACCCGUAUUACACGCCACAGGGUGUGGCUGUGCAUGGUGGCGUCCCUCAGAACAUUAGCAUGGACCUCCACUUGUUCAGAGCCUACCAGGACAUCAACCACUUCAUCCCAGCUGAGGACUUCAGAGGCCUGGCCGUCAUCGACUGGGAGUUCUGGCGGCCUCAGUGGAGCCGAAACUGGCACAAGAAAGACAUUUACAGGCAGAAGUCUCGAGCGCUGACGGCGAAGGCGUAUUUCAACUUGACACCCAUGCAGAUCGAGGAGUUAGCACGGCGCCGAUUUGAGAAGAGCGCUCGAGCCUUAAUGCAGAAAACGAUUCAGCUCGGGACACGCCUGCGGCCCAACGGCCUGUGGGGCUUCUACCUGUACCCCGACUGCCACAACUACAACUUUCACGAGGCCAACGAAAUAGGCUUCUGCCCACUGAUCGAGAGUGUCAGGAACGAUGAGCUGCUGUGGCUGUGGAACAGCAGCACGGCGCUCUUCCCGUCUGUGGCCAUUAGGAAAAGCUACUCCAGCAGCAUCAGCAACUUGCACUUUACACGCCACCGGGUGCGAGAGGCCCUGCGUGUGGCCUCACUGACCUCAAGGGACUACGACCUCCCCACUUAUGUUUACCUGCGACUGGGCUAUCGAGAGGAGGCCAUGGCCUUCCUCACCACGAAGGACUUGAUCUACACCAUCGGGGAAAGUGCUGCUUUGGGAGCUGCAGGGUUCGUCAUCUGGGGCGACCUCAACCUGACCUCAUCGAGAUACAACUGCACCAAAGUGAAGAACUUCCUGUCCUUUCGCCUGGGUCAGUACAUCACCAACGUGACACGGGCCGCUGAAGUCUGCAGCGACGUCAUGUGCCAGGGGAACGGACGCUGCAUUCGCCGGGAUCCGCAGGCGCCACAUUACCUCCACCUGAGCUCCGACAGCUACCAAAUACUUCCAUCUGGUGAUGGGGACUUCACUGUCGUUGGCUGGCACUCGCCGCAUGAACUUCAGCAGAUGACUGAGAGGUUUCGCUGUCACUGCUACGAGGGUCACGAGGGCGAAGACUGUCACAGCAUUAACUCGGUAAUGGAGGACGAUGAGCAGAAAACUGAGGAGGACAAUGAACAGGACAAGAAGAGGACAGAGUGGGAGGAUGAGCAGGGUGAAAUAUGGGAGACGGUCCAGAACACUACUCCGCCAACACACCGCCAUCUUUGCCAGGUUUUUUUAAGUCACCUGAUUGUGCUGUUCUUGUUGAAAAUGCUUGCAGAAUAAAUGACUUUGGGAGUUGUAACAGGGUCGGAUAGAAGUGCCUUUAAAACAACCUGGCCAGCUGCAUACUACUAUUGACAAUAAUGUGCCUUAUAGACUAUUUUAGGGUUAUGGUUUCCAGAAUGCUGGGUCAAAGUGUGACCUUCUACUUCACGUAUGAAGUUAGCUCUUGGGCUAGUAGUCAUAGUCAGUGCCAUGGCUUUGGAUUACUCUUUUAUGAAAGUAAGUCACUUCACCAGAGGCCCAUGGUCGAGCUCUGUUUGUAGCAUUGUGGCCAGUAAAUGAUAAAAGAGAAACUGUUACGACAGUCAGGACACAAAUCAAACACAAGGCCUGAGGGCCAAAUCCAGUCCUCCAAGUCAUUCACUUAAAGUGAAUCACUUCAAUUACAUGUCAGUAUUGUGACCUAUGAAGAAUAGUAUGGAGGCUAUAAUUCUGUAGCAUGUACACGGUCCAUCAGCGCUGAUAUCUCUGCAGUCUGCGUAUGUUGAAGCUAACCACAGAGAUAACUGAAACAGAGACCACCUCCUCUUCUCUGUUAAUACCAGUGAGACUGUUUCAUAAAAUUUCUUUUUUUGGCUAGUGACAAGAACUUUGGCCCUUGAGUGACUGAGUUUGACACCUCAAUUUAGACGAGGUCAAGAGGUGAGAUUUGUUCUUGACAAAAUGUUUAUUUUAAAUAUUGGGUUAAAAAGGAAAACAAGCUUAUAAAAGGCAACUGUGUGGGAGUAGACUAGGUGCUAUUUUUUGUAAUUACAAACAUCUAAAUACAGUAUCUAACCGAUCCAGUCCAGAAAUAAACAACACCAAAUCUUUAAAACAGUCACUGUAAGCGGAAACACAGCAUUGCAUGUAGACUAGUUGUGUACAGGGCACUUUACUUUUGACAUGCCAGUGAUUCUCUUUGGAUUUUGCAGACUGAUAUUAUAGUAUACUACCUGAAAUGGUUACCAAAUAAUGACGCCUCUGUCUGCUUCUAGAUAAUAUCCACCUGAAGCUGAAUGUAUGUAUAAUGUGUUCACCUCUCCAGAUUUGCUCAGAGAAAAGGGUUUCAAAACUUGAAUGACACUCUAACCUCAAGGUGGCGCUGCAGGCCAUUCCUAUCAGCAAUAAACGACAGAUUUGAAAACUUGACUUGGACUCUGGGAUGGGUUUCGCAGACGCCAACCAAAGGUAGCAUUGAACCAGCGGAUAUAAUGCUAUUCAUUUUGGAUGUCUCGCCAUGACAGACACAUUCUUGUGUUUCAUACACGUGUUCAGUAAACCGUGGUUUUACUUGAUGCUGUACACUAGCUGUAGUCACUUGUGUUAGUUGGAGCUUGUGUUUGCAUGUGUCAGCAGUUCAUGUCUUUGACCUGCAGUGUUCGUCAACGCUGCCAGUUGUGAUGCGGCACAUACGUGUUUUUUGGAAUUUUUUCUUGAAUAUCUUUGUCCACACAGGACGAAACUCAGAUCAGCAGCCUUGUCAGACUCUCAUGAUCCAAGUUCCAGUUUAUCAGUGGCUCUAUUUCAUAUCCUACUGCCUGAUUUAUUAGGGAUCAAAAAUAUAAACGUAAAUAGUAAACGCAAAUAGUUCUGAGUUAUGGUGUUUGCUGUCUGUCAUAACGUUUUUUUUCACUCCAAAGAUUGUAUUCAACUAUGCAGUAAGGACUGAACAACGUAAGAGAAAUGUAAUAUGAAUGUGAAUGCACUGCAAA
Molecule: messenger RNA, 6483 nt
Organism: Synchiropus splendidus (mandarinfish)
Lineage: Eukaryota; Metazoa; Chordata; Actinopteri; Syngnathiformes; Callionymidae
Gene: hyal4
Product: hyaluronidase-4
Exons: 6
Coding region: 3242-4789 (515 amino acids)
Biological process (GO): hyaluronan catabolic process; carbohydrate metabolic process
Molecular function (GO): hyalurononglucosaminidase activity
Source: RefSeq, a predicted model, not a curated record